This is a messenger RNA of Tetrahymena thermophila SB210, 729 nucleotides long. RefSeq names its product ser/thr phosphatase family protein. Lineage: Eukaryota; Ciliophora; Oligohymenophorea; Hymenostomatida; Tetrahymenidae. Gene Ontology annotation, molecular function: hydrolase activity. The transcript has a single exon. The record is from RefSeq and is a predicted model, not a curated record.
AUGGAUAAUAGUAAAAAAUUAAAAUUUGUUUGUAUCUCAGACUCUCAUACUUAUGCUGAUUAAGUUUAACUGCCAUAAGGAGAUGUACUAAUUCAUGCUGGUGAUUUUACUUACACGGGUUGUCCUCAGGAAGUUUCUGAAUUUAAUGACUUUUUGAGAAACUCAAAGUUUGAAGUCAAGAUUGUAAUCGCAGGGAAUCAUGAGUUGACUUUUGAUGUAAAAAAUUAUGAACAAAAGCUCAAACCAAGGUAUAAAAAUCACGUUAAUUAAAAUUAUGAUCCCAAAUAAGUUAAAUCGCUGUUAUAAGACUGCAUCUAUUUAGAGGACUAGAGCUAUAAUCUUAAGGGCAUCAAUAUUUAUGGAUCACCAUAUAUUCAAUUAUAUUCUAAAUGGGCUUUUUAUCUAGAAACAGAAUAGGAGAGCAUCCAAAAAUGGUAAUAAAUUCCUACUGAAACUGAUAUUCUUAUAACUCAUGGAGGUCCUUAUGAAAUUAUGGACUUUGAGCCAAGCUCUCCAGAGUUGCAUGAAGGUGAUAAAUACUUAAAGCAAUAAAUUCUUGAGAGGGUCAAACCUAAAUACCACAUCUUUGGUCAUUCUCAUGGAGGUUAUGGCAUCAAAAAAAUAGAUAACACAACUUUUAUUAACUGUUCUAUCUUAAAUGAGUACUACUAAUUGGUCCCUUCUUAUCACAAACCUAUUUGUUUUGAUUAUGAAAUCUCAUCUGAAUGA